AUGCCAAAGCAAAAUAAACACAACAAAAAAAGAGCAAGAUUAAGUGAAGCAAGUGAUUCCUCUAUGGCUAACUCAGAUAACGAUCUUCACAAACUAGAUGAAUUAUUAGAAAGUUUCUCGCAUGAUGAAGAAACUGCUAGAAAAGCUGUGAGCAUUAUCCUUAAUAAAGAAGUGAUAAAAAAUGUCAUCUCAGAAACAUUUGCUGAUAAAAUGAACAUUAUGCAAUCACAAAUAAACCAACUAGAGACACGUCUGGAUGAUUUAGAACAGUACUCAAGAAGAAACUGUCUAAAAUUAACUGGAAUUCCAGAAAAUAAAGAGGAAAAUAUCGAUGAAAUUGCAAUGAGGGUCAUUAAUAAACUCGUCCUAUCUCCAGAAAAUACUUCCAUUGGCUUUGACAAGAUUGGACGGACCCACCGUGUGGGCAGAUUUCCAGGUAAAACCAAUAAUGCGGCCGGACCCCAGCGACCACGGGACAUUAUUGUCCAGUUCCUAUCAUAUAGAGAUCGAGCCAUGGUAUACGCCCAUAGAAGUAAUCUUAAAACCUUCAAUGAUAAUGACGCAAACGGUUACAAAAUCUUCGUUAACGAGGCCCUUACGAAAAGAAGAAGUGACUUAUUGUUUCAGGCGAGGAAAUUCGCACGGGAACAGCUGAUUGACUCAGCAUGGACCUAUGACGGGCGAACGAUUGUAAAAACGCUGAAUGAUAAGAAAGUAACAAUUAACUGUCUCAGUGAUUUGCAAAAACUAACCGCCCCGAAGCCACAGACGUCCACACCAGCUCCCCAGUACGGGUAA
Molecule: messenger RNA, 798 nt
Organism: Saccostrea cuccullata (small rock oyster)
Lineage: Eukaryota; Metazoa; Mollusca; Bivalvia; Ostreida; Ostreidae
Exons: 1
Coding region: 1-798 (265 amino acids)
Biological process (GO): retrotransposition
Cellular component (GO): ribonucleoprotein complex
Molecular function (GO): single-stranded RNA binding
Source: RefSeq, a predicted model, not a curated record